AUACAGUAUCACGACUCCAUGCCGAGGCAAUUCGUCUGUGAACGAUCGACGUCGACGAGCAGUCGUACUACGAAUCUCUCUCAGUAACCACCCAGUAACCAGCACUCCUCGUUCGCAGUGCCCCUACAAAGAAAAUCACCUAUCGCGUUUGCCAUGGCGCUGGGAAGACUCCUUCACUAUACGCUCGACGCAGUAUUGCUGUCGACGGUGCUAGCAGGCGUACGGAGGUCCAGUGGUUUUACCCCCAAUACCUCAGCGAUUACCGAGCCAACACUGCGUUCAGUGGCUGAUACGUUCCUCAGCACUGGCGAGACAAUAUUCGAUCUCAUUCAGAUGAAGUCGAUGAAUACCGAGUACUUUAAGAAAGACUCGAAGACCGGGUCGAGGAGCGGAUAAUGAUGGUCUAGGAUGGAUGUAUGCGUGAUGUGAUGUCGACACUGUAUCUCUGUACCACGACCCCCAUUCCAACGGAACAAAUGCUUAUAUUCGCGAGCAGUGGCAGGAUGAAAUAUUCUUUAUCGAUAUACCAGAUAUGUUUACCAUUGAUCUUUGUACAAACAAAGUGGCACCGACAUCCUGUG
Guyanagaster necrorhizus is the source of this 581-nucleotide messenger RNA. Its product is annotated as DUF1748-domain-containing protein. NCBI's taxonomy places the organism in Eukaryota, Fungi, Basidiomycota, Agaricomycetes, Agaricales, Physalacriaceae. Bases 154 to 396 code for a protein of 80 amino acids. Gene Ontology annotation, cellular component: cytoplasm. The transcript is spliced from 2 exons. The record is from RefSeq and is a predicted model, not a curated record.